GGACUUUCCGCUCCCGAAGAAGCCCCUUCAUAUAGACGCCCUCUUCGGCCAUUCACCUGCGAUUCUCUGAAGGACGUCUACAAAGGAUUUGAAGACGAGAAAUCUCAUGAGUUGGUAAGGUGUUUUCCCCAUGGAUGCUGUUAAAGGAGAAUCCAAUUAUGAUACCAUGCAAUGUAUGCCUAAGAAGGAAGAGGGCUCGUCGGUUGGCAUAAAAGUCUUGUUUUUUGCGAGAGCUCGUGAUUUGACUGGGUUGAGUGAUGUGCGUUUGGAGGUCCCUUUUGGUAGCACUGCAAGUGACUGUUUAAAGGAGCUCGCUGUAAGAUUUCCGGGCCUGGAAGAGAUCCGUCAAUGCAUAGUUCUGGCACUGAAUGAAGAAUAUGCAAGCGAAUCAACCGUUAUUAAGGAGAACGACGAACUGGCCAUCAUCCCUCCCAUAAGCGGGGGAUGAUUCUUCCUGUUAGCAGCCAUUGGCGCAAUCAUCACCCACAAACACAAGCUAUUAUGUCAUACAUGUUUCAUCUAGAGAGAGGGGUACUGUUGAAAUUACUAAGACCCAGUUACUGGUGUGUAAUUUGUUUGUUUCAAACACCACUUUCCUCCCUUGUAUGGAACACUGUAAAGAUUAACUCCUGAUUUGCAUUUGUAUGGGAAAACCCAUCAAGGACCAAUUCCUCAAA
Syzygium oleosum is the source of this 677-nucleotide messenger RNA. RefSeq names its product molybdopterin synthase sulfur carrier subunit. The coding region runs from base 131 to 448 and encodes 105 amino acids. NCBI's taxonomy places the organism in Eukaryota, Viridiplantae, Streptophyta, Magnoliopsida, Myrtales, Myrtaceae. The transcript is spliced from 2 exons. The record is from RefSeq and is a predicted model, not a curated record. Gene Ontology annotation, cellular component: cytosol. Gene Ontology annotation, biological process: Mo-molybdopterin cofactor biosynthetic process.